UUGUCAUUAGUCGCCAUCAGUUGAUUGUAACUGGUUGUAACUGGUUGUAACUUUGAUCGUGCCUUAUGUACCUAUUAUUUGAAGAAUUGUCAUAAUAUAAAUAAUUUAUAUAACUAACUGUGAUAAAAGUUUAUAGUGUUCGCUAUGGGAAAUCUUUGUACUUCGUGUUGCAAUCAAUCGUCGUCAUGUGAAGACUUGACACCGGAUUUGGAAGUUAGAAGACAAAAACAAAGGGAAGCUGCAGAAAGAAAUAUUGCUAAACUGCAAAAUCGAGGUAUUAAAAAUGUAGAAGCUGUUAACAGACAAAAAAUGUUAGACCAGCAGCGCGAAAGACGCGAAGAAGAAGCUAGUAAAAUGAAUGAAAACCCCACACUGAAGUGGCAAGUAAGUUAAUAAAAAAGGCGAAUGGGAAGUCACUGCAUUAUUUGUUAACUUAUUUUAUUGAGCACAUUUAUUAUAUAAGCAAAAUCAUUUAUUACUUGUGCACAAGAAAUGUACACUAUAGGGUACCACAAUUUGACCAUAAUUAUAUACAUUUUUACACAGCCUUUUCUGUGGUACUUUUACUUAUAUAUAAAUAUUUUAUAUGAGAUUCAUUAAAAGAAGAGCCUUGAGUAUAUAUGUUAUGGGUAUACAGAUAAAACAUUACAGAUUAUUAUGCAUAAAUGGUUUUUGCUUAAAUAUUAUAACUAUUUUUGUUAUAUAUAUAUAUUCAGAGAUUUUAAUAUAUUUUAAUAGUGGAGAUAUUUAUAAUGUACACUGUAAUUUAUUAAUUAAUGCUUUCAAUUUAUAUGUGAUAAUAGUAUUGUUUUAAAAUUGUUUAAUUAUUGUUGGUUAAUUCUGUUAUAUUGUUAUUAAAAAAUGUAUUCAAAACUUACAAUGCAUUGUUAUUAACAGUAAUUUAUAUUGCAUAUUCCACAAUGAAAUUGAGGUCUGAAUUCUUUUUAAUGUACAGUGAGUUCAAAUUUCACUUAUGUAAUAUAUAUUUGUGUGUAUGCAUGUAUUACUUCUUAAAUAAAGUAUUAUUUUUUAAAACUUA
Hylaeus anthracinus is the source of this 1039-nucleotide messenger RNA. It is a transcript of the gene Svip, whose product is annotated as small VCP/p97-interacting protein. Gene Ontology annotation, cellular component: endoplasmic reticulum membrane. The transcript is spliced from 3 exons. Gene Ontology annotation, biological process: positive regulation of autophagy; negative regulation of VCP-NPL4-UFD1 AAA ATPase complex assembly; negative regulation of retrograde protein transport, ER to cytosol. The coding region runs from base 145 to 393 and encodes 82 amino acids. The record is from RefSeq and is a predicted model, not a curated record. Lineage: Eukaryota; Metazoa; Arthropoda; Insecta; Hymenoptera; Colletidae.